AUUCAUAUAAUAAUAAUUAAGAUAUAAUAAAUUAAAAAUAAAUUAUUUAAUGUUAAAUAAAUUAAAAAAUCUAAAUUUUAUUUUAAAAGUUUAUUUUUAAUAUUCAAUAUUAAUAAAAAUAAAUAUGUAACAUUGAUUGUAUAAUAUAUUAAAUUAUAAAAAAAUGUUUAUAUCAUAUUUUUUUUAUAAAAUAUAUAUAAAAAAAUUAUAUUUAUUUAAUAUAUUUAAUAUUUAUAUUAUAAUUAUAUUUUUAAUAUAAAGAACAUGAAAAAGUACGAAAGUAGGUUUUUUAAUUUGGCAACACUUGUUUGGCUUGUGAACAAUUCGUGAUAUUCGAGAAAACACGAAGUAGUAAGUAACUGAUUGCGCGGGUAGACGGUUAGUGCGUAGGAUUUGUAGAGUGUAAUACAAAGAAAAAUGGCGAUGGCAACAACUCAAGUUAAAGGAAGCGGAUGGCCAAGGAGAGCCAGUAACAGUUCGUUCGAAGGAAAAGUUGUACAGAACCAGUCUGUAACUAUCAACAGGACAGUUAACUUAUAUCCUUUGACAAACUAUACAUUUGGAACAAAAGAGCCACUCUUCGAGAAAGAUCCAUCUGUACCAGCAAGGUUUCAACGUAUGCGAGAUGAAUUCGAUAAAAUUGGAAUGCGUCGCAGUGUUGAAGGGGUUUUAUUGGUACAUGAACAUGGAUUACCACAUGUUCUCCUGCUCCAAUUGGGAACAACUUUCUUCAAAUUACCUGGUGGAGAACUAAAUGCAGGAGAAGACGAGGUAGAGGGCCUGAAACGGCUCCUUACAGAGACCUUUGGGCGUCAAGAUGGUGUUAAACAGGAAUGGGUGAUAGAAGAUACCAUUGGAAAUUGGUGGAGACCUAAUUUUGAACCACCUCAGUAUCCUUAUGUACCACCACAUAUUACCAAGCCGAAGGAACAUAAAAGGUUGUUUCUUGUUCAACUGCAAGAGAAAGCUCUAUUUGCAGUACCAAAAAAUUAUAAAUUAGUAGCUGCACCUUUGUUUGAAUUGUAUGAUAAUUCACAAGGAUAUGGACCUAUUAUUUCCUCCCUACCCCAAUCUCUUUGCAGAUUUAAUUUUAUCUAUAUGUGAAAGAAGAAAUAAGUGAGAAAGUAAUUUUAUUUAAGUUAACAGAAAUUAACUAUUAUAAAUACAGUAUGUAUGAGAUGAUGAGUGAAACUGCAAAAAACCCUGUGUUCUAUGUAUAAUAUAAUAUGCACUAAAAAUUAAAUCAUUUUUUAAGUAGUACUUAUAUAA
Apis cerana (Asiatic honeybee) is the source of this 1269-nucleotide messenger RNA. RefSeq names its product cleavage and polyadenylation specificity factor subunit 5 (gene Cpsf5). The record is from RefSeq and is a predicted model, not a curated record. Gene Ontology annotation, biological process: mRNA 3'-end processing. Gene Ontology annotation, molecular function: mRNA binding. Lineage: Eukaryota; Metazoa; Arthropoda; Insecta; Hymenoptera; Apidae. Gene Ontology annotation, cellular component: mRNA cleavage factor complex.